ACCAUGACCAGUCCCCAGCCCACCAUAGAAGGAGGAGUUCCUGAGGUCGAGAUCAUCUCCCAACAAGUAGAAGAAGAAACCAAAAGCAUGGCUCCGGUCCAGCUGGUGAACUUGGCUUAUCGAGACUUGCCCCUGGCUGCCCUUGACCUCUCGGCUGCUGGCUCACAGCUCUUAUCCAACCUGGAUGAGGAAUUCCAAAGGGAAGGGUCCAACUGGCUGAAGCCAUGCUGUGGAAGGCGGGCCUCGGUGUGGCAGGUGUUCUUACUCAGUGCGAGUCUCAACAGCUUCCUGGUAGCCUGCGUGGUCCUGGUGGUGAUUCUCCUGACACUGGAACUGCUAAUAGAUAUAAAGGCUCUCCAGUUUUCAAAUUCAUCCCAGUUUGCUGGAGUCAGCCACUGGAUCAGCCUGGUCAUCCUGUCUGUGUUCUUCUCAGAGACAAUUCUACGCAUUGUGGUCCUUGGGAUCUGGGAUUAUAUCGAGAACAAAAUAGAGGUGUUUGACGGAGCUGUGAUCAUCUUAUCCUUGGCCCCCAUGGUGGCAUCCACCGUCGCCAAUGGCCCCAGCAGCCCAUGGGAUGCCAUCAGCCUGAUCAUCACCCUGCGAAUAUGGAGAGUCAAGAGAAUCAUCGAUGCCUAUGUCCUGCCGGUGAAGGUGGAGCUGGAGAUGGUCAUUCAGCAGUACGAGAAAGCCAAGGUCAUCCAAGAUGAGCAACUGGAGAGGCUGACGCAGAUUUGCCAGGAGCAAGGGUUUGAAAUCCGGCAGCUGAGGGCCCACCUGGCCCAGCAGGACCUGGACCUGGCCGCCGAACGAGAGGCGGCCUUGCAGGCCCCUCAUGUCCUCAACCCACAGGGCAGUGCCAGGUACAAGGUGGUGGACACGGGAGACUCGGACGAUGACGAGACCACGGAGAACAUCACAGAGUUGCGGCCCCCUCACGAAGCCACGGAGAAGGAUAACAUGAAAAGCUACAUCAGCCAGUAUCACAAUGAGCCUAGCAGCGACAGUGGGGUUCCUGAGCCGGCCAUCUGUGUUAUCACCACAGCCGCCAUUGACAUCCACCAUCCUGACACCUCUUCUGACCGAUUCACAGUGGACAUGCCCCUGAAACUGGGUAGCAAUGGCACGUGUCCCAGCAUCACAUCCGGGAGCAUGUCCUGCUCUGUGGGCAGCUCAGUCACAUGGGCCCAGAGUGACAGUAGUCAGACCUUGGGUUCCUCAACAGACUUCAGCACGACCCGGGAUGAGUCAUCAGAGCUCUGCCCUUUGGAACAAGUGGGGAACUUCCCCCCAGUGAAGCCCUCCCAGCCCCAAGUCAACAGCACUGUGGUCCAGGAACUACUGUCCUCCUUCUCAGAGGAUUCCUGCUUAGCACAAAAAGGUUUGGACCUAGUAAAUCUCAGAAGGCCUAGCCCAGCCAGUUCGGCCCUGACCAGCCCAGAGGUGGAACACAGGGUGAAGAUGUAUAAUGAGAAGAAUCAAGAAGGCUUCACCGUCUUUCAGAUCAAGCCAGUCAUCCAUGUUCAGCCAAACCCCACCAUGUUUGAAGAUAAGUACAAGUCUUUGGAAUCCAAAGAUCAGAAGUUGAACCAGAUCCCAGAGUCCUGA
Molecule: messenger RNA, 1605 nt
Organism: Trichosurus vulpecula (common brushtail)
Lineage: Eukaryota; Metazoa; Chordata; Mammalia; Diprotodontia; Phalangeridae
Gene: TMEM266
Product: transmembrane protein 266
Exons: 10
Coding region: 4-1605 (533 amino acids)
Biological process (GO): monoatomic ion transport; transmembrane transport
Cellular component (GO): plasma membrane
Molecular function (GO): monoatomic ion channel activity; voltage-gated channel activity
Source: RefSeq, a predicted model, not a curated record